AUGUCUCUCCCUAUUGCACAGCCACUGAUGGUGCCAAGAUUAAACUUUGGCAUGGAUCUCGAUAUCACCGCAGCUCCAUCUGCAGCACCUCCUACACCAUGGUUUAACUUUGGCAUGAACUUGUGCAUUCCUGCCGCCAUACCGCCUUCAUCCCCGGCGCUCCCCACCUCAAAACCAUUUAACUUGGGGUUUGCCCUGCCUCUACCCACACAGCCAGCCCCCAAGCUGUUCAACCUGGGCUUCAAUCUUCUGGUGCAGUCCAUGGGUAUGCCAGCACUAACUCCGCCACCGCCAACAACAAAGCCAUUCAACCUUGGCUUCAAUGUCCCAAUGGCAGUCACCCUGCUGCCAAUAAGCUCCGGACUAGUGCCGGCCCUAACUCCACCGCCGCCAACAACAAAGCCAUUCAACCUUGGCUUCAAUUUCCCAAUGGCAGUCACCCUACUGCCAACAAGCUCCAGACUGGUGCCGGCCCAGGAAGAUACAAGGCAUGUUGGUUAUGAUAUCAAUAAUGGAUAUAAUUUGGAUGUGAGCCUCCCUCCCCCAUUGGGGAGUGGCAACCAGAGCUCAUUCGCGUACCAUGACUUUCGCCAUAUGUUGCCUCAUGAUGCGGCACCAGGACCAUCCAUGUCUUUUGUAUUGUCCCACACCGGCAGGCAUCUGGACCGGCCCACACUGAAAUCUUUGUUGGGUGAUGCCAAGUGUGCAGCAAUAGAUGUUCUGAAUCGCCUUGGUGGGAAAGAAUUUGAUCAUCUGGCACAGAUGAUGGUUGGCGGCGCCUUGGGCCCAGGAGAUGACGUCCAAGAUCCCAAGCCAGAUGAAGUAUUGGAGAGCAAUAGGGUUCAUGAGAGGGUUCUUUCUGCAGUGGAAUCCUUGUUGGAUGAAGUUGACCAGGCAGAGGCACAGUCUGGCGAAGAAAUGUAG
Messenger RNA from Suillus bovinus, 924 nucleotides. RefSeq lists its product as uncharacterized. NCBI's taxonomy places the organism in Eukaryota, Fungi, Basidiomycota, Agaricomycetes, Boletales, Suillaceae. The coding region runs from base 1 to 924 and encodes 307 amino acids. The record is from RefSeq and is a predicted model, not a curated record. The transcript has 5 exons.